GAGAAGUUUGAAGAUAACAAGAGCUAGAUUUGGUAGGCUCCUCAGCAAGUUGGGAGAGCCAAAAUGGCCAAGUUUUGGCCACGCCUGCUCUAUGCAUUGGCAAUAUGCUUGAUAGCCACUGAGGUGGUGGUGGUGGCGGCCGACGACGACCAUGAUCCCGAUUACAAGUCGGCGCCUCCGCCGCCGCCUUAUCUCUACGAAUCUCCACCUCCUCCACCAUACAUUUACAAGUCCCCACCGCCUCCUCCUUACGUCUACAAAUCCCCACCACCACCUCCAUAUGUCUACAAGUCCCCACCUCCUCCGUCCUAUGUGUACAAGUCCCCUCCACCUCCACCUCCUUAUGAAUACAAAUCACCUCCCCCACCUCCCUAUAUCUACAAGUCACCACCACCGCCUCCUUAUGAGUACAAAUCGCCUCCACCACCUCCCUACGUAUACAAGUCACCACCACCGCCUCCUUAUGAGUACAAAUCGCCUCCACCACCUCCCUAUGUUUACAAGUCACCACCACCACCUCCUUAUGAAUACAAAUCGCCUCCACCACCACCUUAUGUAUACAAGUCACCACCGCCGCCUCCUUAUGAGUACAAAUCGCCUCCUCCACCUCCCUAUGUCUACAAGUCCCCACCACCGCCUCCUUAUGAGUACAAAUCGCAGGAGUACAAAUCGCCUCCCCCACCUCCCUAUGUCUACAAGUCACCACCACCACCUCCUUAUGAGUACAAAUCACCUCCACCACCACCUUAUGUAUACAAGUCACCACCACCCCCUCCUUAUGAGUACAAAUCGCCUCCCCCACCUCCCUAUGUCUACAAGUCACCACCACCGCCUCCUUAUGAAUACAAAUCUCCGACUCCUCCUUACAUUUAUAAGUCGCCUCCACCACCACCUUAUGUGUAUAAGUCUCCUCCUCCUCCUCCAUACGUCUAUUCAUCGCCACCUCCACCACCUUACAUCUACAAUUCACCGCCCCCGCCUCCGUACUAUUACACCUCUCCUCCACCUCCCGCAGUCCCCUACUAGACCGACCUUUUUCUACGCACCCUCCAUUCAGGUGUAAUCAGUCUACUAUGAAUUCAAUAAAGCACGAAGACGAGCAUUGCUUGGAUACUUUGAUUACGUCAUAAAUGUGUUUUUGUCGAAACUUUAGUCUUGGUUCGUAUAUUGGUUUACUCGUAGAUACACAACCAUGUAACCGAUUUCCACGUCUCACUUGGUUUUUUUCUUCGCGUGGCUUUCCUUGUCCACACAGUAUGCUGGAAUCAAUAAAUAAGAAAUGAAAGUUAUGUUA
This is a messenger RNA of Eucalyptus grandis, 1294 nucleotides long. Its product is annotated as extensin-2-like. Bases 64 to 1026 code for a protein of 320 amino acids. The transcript is spliced from 2 exons. The record is from RefSeq and is a predicted model, not a curated record. NCBI's taxonomy places the organism in Eukaryota, Viridiplantae, Streptophyta, Magnoliopsida, Myrtales, Myrtaceae.